AUGGCUCCCGCCUUGAAGAAGUACGACUGGAUCCUAGCCAUCACCACCAUCGCUUUUCUUGCAUCGUCAGCCUCGAACGGUGCUAACGAUGUCGCCAACUCAUAUGCCACGUCCGUGGCUGCGAGAACGCUGAAGAUGUGGCAGGCUGGUAUUCUGGCCUGUUUCACUGAGUUCUUGGGUGCCGUUGCUCUCGGAUCCCGAGUCACUGGAACUAUCAAGAGCGGUAUCUUCGCCCUGGACACCUUCAAGCCUGUGCCUGCUACUCUCAUGCUCGCCAUGGGAUGCGCCGAGGUCGGAUCCGCUGUCUUCCUUACUGUCGCUACCAUUGCUGGUAUGCCUGUUUCGACUACUCAGACCGUUGUUGGAGCACUCGCUGGUGCUGGUAUCGCUGCUCAGUCUCCCCUCAGCUGGGGCUGGAAGAAGGGUUCCAUCUCCCAGAUUGCCGCCUCGUGGGUUAUUGCACCCUUCCUGUCUGCCGCAUUCGCCGCUGUUCUCUUCUUGACUAUUAAGUUUGCUGUCCACAACCGAAAGGACCCCUUUAAGUGGGCUUUGCGCCUGAUUCCAUUCUACCUGGCUUUCACCGCUGGUGUCCUCGCUCUCUUUAUCAUUGACGAGCUGCCAAACGGCGAGUCUCUCGAAGAGAUGGGUGCUGGCAAAGCCUGCGGUAUUAUCCUCGGAGUCUUCUUCGGCAUGCUUGCCAUCUCCUACAUCUUUUUCAUCCCCUACUUCACCCGCCGCCUUGUCAAGGGUGACACCAGACUGAGGGCGUGGCAUAUUCCCCUCGGUCCUCUUCUGUACCGUGAGAAUCCUCCUAUCUAUUUCCCCGGCAAGGGCGACCAGAUUGUCACCGACUACUACGCCAAGUCAGCGCCUGUCGCCACAAGCGAGCAAGAGAACCUCAAGGGCGAGAAACCUAUUGGCCACUCAACCUCCGUCGACAACAAGUCUUCAGGUGACAGCGACAACAUCGAUGUCGAAGGUGGUCGCGGUCUGUCUCGUCCUCUUCCCCGCGAUGGGGCCGUUGCCCACAUCGUCCCAGCUAAGCCCGAGCCCGAGGAGCGCUGGUUGAAGCCAGUCGAGCACCUCCCCGUCUACUCCCCCAAGAAGAUCAUGAACUGGACCAAGUUUAUUCUCCUCCAGGGUGUCUCUCGUGACGUUGUUACACAGAAGGAUCUCGCCGAUGUCCACUCUCGCGCCAUUGUUUACGAUAACCGAGUCGAGCAUCUCUGGACUUACGCUCAAGUUGCCUCCGCUAUGAUGAUGUCUAUUGCCCACGGUUCCAACGAUGUUGCCAACGCUGUCGGACCCUGGGUUGGUUCAUACAACACCUACACCACUGGUGUCGUCACCAAGGAAGCCGACACUCCCAUCUGGAUCCUCGUCGUCGCUGGUCUUCUUCUCGGUCUCGGUUUCUGGUUUUACGGAUACCACAUCGUACGCGCUCUCGGUAACAAGAUCACCCAAGUCUCUCCCACCCGUGGAUUCAGCAUGGAAUUGGGUGCCGCCAUCACUGUCCUCCUCGCCUCGCGUCUCGCUCUCCCUGUCUCCACCACCCAAUGUCUCACUGGUGCCACCAUUGGUGUUGCGCUUUGCAACUUCGAUCUCAAGGCCGUCAACUGGAAGCAAGUCGGCUUCAUCUUCUCCGGGUGGAUCAUCACCUUGCCGGGUGCAGGUCUCAUCUCAGGUCUUCUGAUGGUUAUGGCGCUCAACACGCCCCAUUUCUAG
This is a messenger RNA of Alternaria burnsii, 1725 nucleotides long. RefSeq names its product phosphate permease (pho89 pi cotransporter pho89). The transcript is spliced from 2 exons. Gene Ontology annotation, biological process: phosphate ion transmembrane transport. The record is from RefSeq and is a predicted model, not a curated record. Lineage: Eukaryota; Fungi; Ascomycota; Dothideomycetes; Pleosporales; Pleosporaceae. The coding region runs from base 1 to 1725 and encodes 574 amino acids. Gene Ontology annotation, cellular component: membrane.